UCCGAUCCCGAUCUGAAGUUUAGAAAUCUUUUCAUUGUGAUUUUUUCAACGAUAGAAGUUUUUGGUAUUAAAAUAAGUUUAAUUUGUUUCAGUUAACGUGAAUUCAUGUCAUCAAGAGUACCACUUGAUUUACAGCCUAUUCAGGAAGAAAACCGGCAUUCUUUUGACGACAUUUUUCCUGAAGGAUCUAGAGCCCCUCGUUCUUCUGAAUUUAUAAACUCUGCUUCUGGAGUUUCAGGCGUUCCUGAAACUUUUGAGUCUGAUCAUGUACAGAAAUUUGCUGGCAUUGGGCUCGAAAUUACUAGCACUGUAAUUGGAAAUCUGAUCUCACAUCCCUGUAUUGUAUUACGAAGGCAAUGUCAAGUUAACAGAAAAUCUCUAAGAUAUCAUCUUAGUCCAUUCACAUUGUUUCCUGUCAUAGUUAGAUUACAUAAGAGACAGGGUUUGAAAUGUUUGUGGAAGGGAUCAAGUGGAAUUUUCAUUCUCACUGGCUGUUCUGUUGCCCUUGAAACUUUUAUAGCAGAACUAACUCCAUUUCCAAGAGAGGUGUCUGCUAAUAGUUCACUUAAGCAUUUGGCUCAGCAUGCUCUACUUAAAUUCAUUACUUUUGGAAUUUUAACUCCAUUUUACUGUUCAAGUCUUGUGGAAACUGUACAAAGUGAUAUAGCAAGUGAAAAGCCGGGUGUACUUGACAUUUUAAAAGAAGGAAUCUGCCGCAUUUUCAAGUGGGGUACCCCGCAAUCCUCUCGAUUACUUCCUAUGUGGCAACUCAUUUUUCCUGCUGCAUGCCAUGGUCUUUCGAUUUAUGUCUUAUCUUCUCUAGUUCAAUCUGUUUUAAGAUGGCUUAUUUCUAUCAAAAAGCGUAAUCUUCGAGAAAAGAUCCCUUAUGGCCACCAAAUUGACGACAGUUAUGCUGCAAAUUAUUUAGAAAAUUUGUCAACAAUUCAUUUUGGUGCAGUUGUUUCUAGUGUCAUUUUCUAUCCUGCAGAAACCAUUCUACAUAGAUUAUACCUCCAAGGAACUAGAACUAUUAUUGACAAUCUUGAUUCUGGUACAUCUGUCUUGCCUGUUAUAUCAAAAUAUGAAGGUUUUACUGAUUGCUUCCAUACUAUUGUCGCAGAAGAAGGAGCUGCUGGACUCUACAAAGGCUUUGGGGCAUUAAUUUUUGAAUAUACGUUACAAGCUCUUCUUUUGAAGCUAGCUAAAGUUACUCUUCAUGAAAUUGAGUCACUUAUAAGACCUGCAAAUAAAAAACCAAGUGUAUAAACUUUAUGAUUCUUGUACAUAGUUUAUUUAUAAAUAUGAAGAUCAAUAAAAAGU
Molecule: messenger RNA, 1320 nt
Organism: Uloborus diversus
Lineage: Eukaryota; Metazoa; Arthropoda; Arachnida; Araneae; Uloboridae
Product: mitochondrial outer membrane protein SLC25A46-like
Exons: 10
Coding region: 106-1266 (386 amino acids)
Biological process (GO): mitochondrial membrane fission; mitochondrial fission
Cellular component (GO): mitochondrial outer membrane
Source: RefSeq, a predicted model, not a curated record